AUGGCUCCGAAUUCACACAGCACGCAGAAGCGCAAACUAGUGAUCAACUGGGAUAGUGUUCGUUCGAAGCUCUCAAAACUCUCAUCGAAAAAGCUAAAUCGCUUCAUUCGGAACUUGGCCUCCCGCGACCGCGGGGAGGCAGCAGCUGAACAACAUCCUGGUGGUCAAACACCACCAUCAAAGCCUCGAAAUCAACAUUACCGCAACAAAAGCCCCUCUUCCCAGAAUCACAUCCACUUAUCUCCGCCAUCACAACUGCCCGCCCACUAUGGAAGUCCUCGACCGUCAGGAAGUAGUCGAACGUUGUCUGUCGAUGCGAAUCUGGUGCCCCGCGACAUCAAGGCCCCAGAGUUACUGGCCUCACCAUCCGGAAGCUUGGAUUUGGACAGCGGUUCACCGUCGGCAGCAGAUAUCCUUGUCAGGCUUCCUGGUGAUAAGCCCGAAAGAUCGCAACAGAUGACGGCAUCGAUCGGCACACAGUGCGCGAAAAUUGACCUGACGAGACGCAAACCUUGGAACGACAGACCAAAUGACGAAGUUCACAGCGGGUGUGUUCAUGAUCUCGGCUCGGGGCUUGAUAUCGUUGUGAGGCUUCCUGGAGACGCACCGGACCGAACGCAACAGGUGACGGCUUCAAUGGACACCCAGUUGAUAAAGAUCAAUCUGAUGCGACGGGAGGUAUGGGACAGAUUGAACAUAGAUGGACGCGGCAAUCUAGAACAUCUCGACGACGACUAUUAUGUCAGAAACUUGGGCUCAGAGGAAAUCCGAAUCGAGGGCGUUGUACGGAAUUUGGAAUGGCGCUUCAAAAAGGGUGCCAAAACAUACCAAUCUGAUUUCUACAUCAUUUCGAUGCGCUACGAUGUGUUGAUUGGUACCGAUACCAUCAAUGCGUAUCGGCUGCUGCGUGUUGGGUCUGACCUUCUGGAACACCUUGAGAAAAUGAACGGAGUUAUGAGUAUGGAGGACAAAUUGAUCAAUGCAUGA
Messenger RNA from Aspergillus mulundensis, 987 nucleotides. Its product is annotated as retropepsin-like aspartic protease. The transcript is spliced from 2 exons. NCBI's taxonomy places the organism in Eukaryota, Fungi, Ascomycota, Eurotiomycetes, Eurotiales, Aspergillaceae. The record is from RefSeq and is a predicted model, not a curated record. Bases 1 to 987 code for a protein of 328 amino acids.